Messenger RNA from Artibeus jamaicensis (Jamaican fruit-eating bat), 6156 nucleotides. RefSeq names its product cholinergic receptor muscarinic 2 (gene CHRM2). The transcript has 3 exons. The record is from RefSeq and is a predicted model, not a curated record. Gene Ontology annotation, biological process: adenylate cyclase-activating adrenergic receptor signaling pathway; regulation of heart contraction. Lineage: Eukaryota; Metazoa; Chordata; Mammalia; Chiroptera; Phyllostomidae. Bases 358 to 1758 code for a protein of 466 amino acids. Gene Ontology annotation, molecular function: G protein-coupled acetylcholine receptor activity. Gene Ontology annotation, cellular component: plasma membrane.
AGCCACAGGCACUGAAGUAGGUGUUGGCGCUACUCUAAUUACUACUUUCCCGAGCACUUUGGUGAAGAAAUGAAUCCCGCCCAGCUCGCCGGUCCACCCAGGUCUCGGUUCUGUUUUGUUCUCCAGACUCAUCUCCGGGAAAGCCAGAUCAAGGGAGACAGCCAGCCAGCGGCUGGAUUAGGACUCUGAGCCCUGCGCAGCCCGUGCCCGAGCAGGUCAGCCCCGAACCCUCGAAGGACUCCUCACUCUUGUCAUCCUGCCUCAGGGAAAUCGCAGUCCGGGGAGGCAGCUGGAGCCAAACGGGCAGCAGGUUUAAAUGUUUAUUUGGCUCCUUGGCUACUGAUUACAGAACACAAAAUGAAUAACUCGACAAACUCUUCUAACAGUGGCCUGGCUCUGACCAGUCCAUAUAAGACAUUUGAAGUGGUGUUUAUUGUCCUUGUGGCUGGAUCCCUCAGCCUGGUGACCAUUAUCGGGAACAUCUUGGUCAUGGUCUCCAUCAAAGUCAACCGCCACCUGCAGACCGUCAACAAUUACUUCUUGUUCAGCUUGGCCUGUGCCGACCUCAUCAUUGGUGUUUUCUCCAUGAACUUGUAUACCCUCUACACUGUGAUUGGUUACUGGCCUUUGGGACCUGUGGUGUGUGACCUUUGGCUCGCCCUGGACUACGUGGUCAGCAAUGCCUCAGUGAUGAAUCUGCUCAUUAUCAGCUUUGACAGGUACUUCUGUGUCACAAAACCGCUCACCUACCCUGUCAAGCGGACCACGAAAAUGGCAGGUAUGAUGAUUGCAGCAGCCUGGGUCCUCUCCUUUAUCCUCUGGGCUCCGGCCAUUCUCUUCUGGCAGUUCAUUGUAGGUGUGAGAACAGUGGAGGACGGGGAAUGCUACAUUCAGUUUUUUUCCAAUGCUGCCGUCACCUUUGGCACUGCCAUUGCAGCCUUCUACUUGCCAGUGAUCAUCAUGACUGUCUUAUACUGGCACAUUUCCCGAGCCAGCAAGAGCAGGAUCAAGAAGGACAAGAAGGAGCCUGUGGCCAACCAAGACCCAGUGUCUCCAAGUCUGGUCCAAGGGCGGAUAGUAAAACCGAACAACAACAACACGCCCGGCAGCAAUGAUGGCCUGGGACACAACAAGAUCCAGAAUGGCAAGGCCCUCAGAGAUGCUGGGACUGAGAACUGUGUGCAGGGGGAGGAGAAAGAAAGCUCCAACGACUCCACCUCCGUCAGUGCUGUGGCCUCUAACAUGAGAGAUGACGAAAUAACCCAGGAUGAAAACACGGUCUCCACUUCCCUGGGCCAUUCCAAAGAGGAGAACUCGAAGCAAACAUGCAUCAAAAUUGUCACCAAGACCCCAAAAGGGGACUCAGGUACCCCAAGCAACACCACUGUGGAGCUAGUUGGUCCUUCAGGUCAGAAUGGAGAUGAGAAACAGAACAUUGUCGCUCGCAAGAUUGUGAAGAUGACCAAGCAGCCUGCAAAGAAGAAGCCUCCUCCCUCCCGGGAAAAGAAAGUGACCAGGACAAUCUUGGCUAUUCUGUUGGCUUUCAUCAUCACGUGGGCCCCAUACAACGUCAUGGUGCUUAUUAACACCUUCUGUGCACCCUGCAUCCCCAACACAGUGUGGACCAUUGGCUACUGGCUUUGUUACAUCAACAGCACCAUCAACCCUGCCUGCUAUGCACUUUGCAAUGCCACCUUCAAGAAGACCUUUAAGCACCUUCUCAUGUGUCAUUACAAGAAUAUCGGCGCAACAAGGUAAAACUUCUUCGGGGUGAAGGAAAGUGGUCAAGGGGAAAGUGGGAAAAAGAAAAGGGGUAAAAGAGCUCAUUGCAAAAUCUCUGCCACUGCACUUUAUAGUCUUAUCAUGGACGUGCAAUUAAGAAGCCCAACAGCGACACUCAUAUCGUGCCUAUGCUCGUCUGAGAAACUGGCACCUUAGAAACCCUGUCAGUGCAGGAGCAGGCGACCGUGAAGGCGACACGUUGGAAUUGUGGACUUAAGGAGUGAUCUGCAUUUUCUCAGUCUCUUGAGAAGGGCUUCUGAAUCUACAAUUUUAUCAGUCUCUGCACAAGAAGAAUAACCUCGCUCCUUUUUGUUAUUGUUCCGUGUUUACGUGUGGAUGGAAGGCCAUGGUCAGAAGCUCACACGGAACCUUAAAAAAAUAGACACAUACUACAAUGGGGAAGGAAAAAAGAAAACGGGUGUAGGAACAAUCUCGAGUGCUAAGCAUAUAUUAUUUUUCUGUUAUGGUUUUACUUGGAGGAUUGCAAUGUAAUAAAUGCUUAUUUUUUUACCUUACCCUUUUCCCCCUUCAAAAGCAAGCAAAGAAACAAAAACCCAACUAGAUCACAUUAUUUUUCUCGUUAUGGGAUUUGCUUUUAUAUUGUUCUACACUGUGUAAGGACAGAUUAUAGAGGACUUUCACUAAAUCCAACCAGAGACAGCCAAGAAAAGGGGCAUUUCACCCCUGUCUAUUGUGUGCUUUGCAUUCUUUGAGGGUAUACAAGCUUAUAAAGAUGUAGUUUACUUAUGAUCCUUAAUGGGAAAUGGUUUCCCCAAUGUGGUUUUCUCCCAAACUACCCUCUUAUUUUAAUAGACUAAUAGACUAACCUCCCUAAUACAUAAACAUACUUGAGAAGCCAAAGCGAUUUUAUUAAAUUGAGGUUUCAUCAAGUUCAAUAAUGGUCAUUCCACUUGGAGAAAAUUAACGGAGGCCAGAAGAAUUUUGAGCUAAGAAAAUGAAAGGUCGAAAGGGCAUUCUGCUUCAACAUGAAUCUGCCUGACCCACUUAUGAAAUGCUAACUUGUAAAACAUGAACUCCUGGCCUUUGUCAGCAGAAAAAAGAUGUUGUUGGUUUUUUCAUUUGGAAUUCUGAAUAGGAUUAACAUACUCAUCUGGCCCCAGGGACUUCUGGGUCAGUGUCAAGAGAUUAAGACUUUCUUCUCAAUGCCUUCUGAAAGCCAAUCUUCAAUUCAUAGUCACGUGAGGUUGUUUGUAACCAUCCUGUGACCCAAUAAAGGGGAAAAAAGUAAUUCAAAAACAUUUACUGAAACCACAUGUUCCAUAUUCCUCAAAUUGUCAAUUCUCCCUAAAAUUUUUUAACUGCAAAAUUCUAUCAGGAGAAGCAUAGUAACCCUUGCCACAGACAUGCAGGAGAUAACUUCAGUAGAGGCCAGAGGAGCCCAGAAGAAUCUGAGACAAGAAUGUAGGUAGUUGCACCCACAGCACUUCUCACAUUUCUCUAAUUCUAGACUAUAACAAGGUCGUGUCAGGAGCUAAUACCUAAAUAGUGGCUUUAAAGAACCUUAUUCAUGUAGAGACUUUUUAUUUUGUACCCCAAAGAAACGUUUAAUUCUGUUGUUCACCUUUAACUAGCUAUGUUUAUUCCUCUCUCGUUUCACAAUGGUCGCUGUCAUCUUCCAGUGAGAUUCUCCAAAAGAUGACCCCAUCAACAGAAAUAGAAGUUCUAAGAGCCUUUUCAAAUUUCAUGUUUUGCCUUAGGAACUUUAUCUUGACCAGUAAUGCCUAUGUGAGGUGGAUGAUGAAUUUGUCAGUGUUAGACCUUAGCACUUUAAUUAGUUAUUUUGGGUGACUUGCCUCAUUGGUGGCAGGCCAGCAAUUCUGAGAGUUCAACAAAAGCACAACGGAAACAGUCGGGAAGCAGUAAAUUGCCAACAGUAUUUGUACUUGACUUACCCUUUAGAACAAUAACUUUCUUCCUGAAUAACUUCAGUCAUUUCCCCCCCAAAAUCUUACUUAUACAAACAGCCUCCCUCCAGACAGAUUCUGUUACAUGACAAUUACAUCAGUGUAAACUUUUACAUUUUAAACUCAUGUCUAUUUUUUUUUCCUUCAAAUCAAUGAAUAAAUUGAGUUGUAGGAACCUGAAAGUAAUGGAGUGUUGGGUUCCCUAUAUACAAAACAAUUGAUUGGCUGAAUACUUCACUUACUGACUUGGACUAUGAUGACGUGGAUUCAGCUUCAGGCAAAUGAACUGAAUUCAAGGCUUCAAGGAUUCAAGGCUUGUGGCUUCCUGAUUUGAGUCUCUUCUACGUAACAAUCACACUCUGAGUUAACCACACCCUCUCUUUUGCUCCUUUUGUGUCUGCCCUUUGGCACAGCAACCACACCAGUAUUGAAAGAGAAACCAUCAGGAUUAAAGAAAGGAACUGAAGAUAGCCUGACACUUUGUGGAAGCUUUAUCAACCCAAGUCAAACAAUGGAAAACUACUGAAAAUGGUCGAUGAUUAGAAAGAUACGGAGACUGUAGUCCAUGCUUUGCAUUAACCGCUGCUGGAUUUGUCUAUGUCAGUGGCUCUCAACCAGGGAUGAUUUUGCCCCCCCCCAAGGGAUGUUUAACAAUAUGUGGAGACAUUUUUUGGUCAUCAUAACUGGUAGGGAGAGCUAUUGGCAUCUGGUGGAUAGAGGCCAGAGAUGCUGCUAAAAAUCUUGCAAUGCACAGGGUGCCCACCGUGCCCCCUGGCAAAACAAAAAAAUUAUUUCGCUCAAAAUGUCGGUAGUGUUGAAGUCGAGAAAACCUAGUCUACUUCAAGGGAUUCUAGAGCUUGCUUUGUAUAAGUGAGUAAAUAAUCCUGUACCACUAUUGGAAUACCAAUGCGAAUUGCUCACCUGUUUGAAAAAGCUAAUGCCCACCAGUCAGGUAUGAGACACGCUGUGAUCCAUGGAGUCUGGUGUGUUUAUGCUUCAUAGACUGGGAACACAGGCAAUGUCCACACACCCAGAAUCACCAGAACAGACACACUGCAUGCUGUUUCCAGCACCUUACUGUCCAAUCACAAUUUCCACAGAGUGUGGUCAAUUGAGAUUUCAGUCGCUGGCCAUUAAAAUGGUUGCACUGAUGUGGUCAGUUUCUAUAGGAGCUGACCUUUGUCCUUUCAAAACCAUGAAGAGCCUCUUUCAGAAACCGUGUCAUUCAUCUCCUUUGUUUUACUGGAAAGGGGAAUAUCUAUCAAGAAUUUUUUCUCAUAGCAAUAAUGUAAAUAUCACGGAAUGGUCUUGAAGACGAGGUGAUUCAAAAUGUGAAAAGGCCAGGUCAUUCCUUAAAAAAAAAGAAAGAAAUGGUUCUCCUUUUACCAGUUCACCGUGAAUUCAAUGGCCAACCCCAGGUGUGAGAAAAGUACAUAGUAAGUCAUUUUACAUUUGGCAAAAUGCAUAGAGUGCACAACACCAUGAAUGAACCCUAAUGUCCACUACAGACGUUGGGUGAAAAACGAUGUGUCAAAAUAGAUGCAUCCACCAGAACAAACGUCCCACUCGGAGGUGGGGUGUUGACAGAAGGGUGCGGCCAUGCUUGUGUUGGGGAUCAGAGGGUAUACGGCGACUCUCUGUACCAUUCACUCCAUUUUGCUGUGCACCUAAAACCGCUCUAAAAAAUAAAGUCUUUGAAAAAGUAAUAACAACAAGUAAAAUCCAAGUCACAAAUACAUCACGUGACACAAGCUUUCCAGUCCGGAUUCGGAAGCUGGAAGUCCCACCUGCUUCUCCUCUUUGUCCACUCACUGCUUUCUUGAUCCUGCAGAUCAGACAUGGGGGGAGAUGGGAGUUCAAACUGAUGACAACGUUCAUGUUGAGAUUCGAUCUACUUUUAUUUUCUCCUACUUAGUUCAUUGAUAGUUGCCCUUUCCCCAGUUUGAUAAUCUCCCUUCCAACAACCACAGCACUGGUGUCACAAAUAGGGGAAGUACCCAAAGCUGGAUGAAUUGUGAAAAGUGUAUUUUCAGCAUGUAUAUAUAAUACCAUGCCUCCCCAAUAUGCUUCUCUUAAAAGGGUGCACGCCGCAGCAUGAACUGUGUGCAUAUUUAAUGUAUCUUCCUGGAAUAUGCUGUAUGCUUACUAUACAUACUCUAUAAAUAAAGUAAUGAAAUGUAUAAUAGAAAUACAUAUUUCUGUAUGCAAAUAAAUAUAUUAUACACAAAAUCUUCAUAUGCACUAUGGUGUAUGUUGCUUCAGAGUACGCAAUGAGAUUUUACGCGUCCACUUUUCAAAAAAGGAGAAUUCGUUUUUGGAGGAAGAGGUGUGAGAAUGACCAAAAUUUUUAUCCAUGUUACUACUAAACUAUUUUAUCCUCUUUGAAAACAUGGCGUUUGAUUUUAAGUAUCUCCUGAAAGAAUAUAUUAAUAAAUCUUUGCCGACAUCA